This is a messenger RNA of Pomacea canaliculata, 1423 nucleotides long. Its product is annotated as antigen WC1.1-like. Gene Ontology annotation, cellular component: membrane. The transcript has 7 exons. Bases 59 to 1198 code for a protein of 379 amino acids. Lineage: Eukaryota; Metazoa; Mollusca; Gastropoda; Architaenioglossa; Ampullariidae. The record is from RefSeq and is a predicted model, not a curated record.
UAAAGAAGCAGCUGGAAGAUUUCUAGAACGUACUGUCCGUCAACACAACAAUUUUCUCAUGGAAUGCGCCUUUGCGAUCUUCAUUGUUUUCGUAUCUGUGGCAGAGGCCUACACCUGGACAAGCAGGUCUCCCACCAACAAUACUGUUUACUACUCAUGUGUGGGCGACGCGGUGACACUGUCCUGGUCAUUCACACUGACAAGUGUAGAGAGUGUCAGUGACAUAGAAUGGUACUUUACAGGGACAGGAGGAAACACUACACUCAUUGCAAGUUAUAUACAAGGUGAGCUGCUACUGUCUCACUCAGCGCCACAACCUUUGACCUUCGUGUCCAAUGCCGGGUUAAGGGUCAGCAACAUCAGACCAGACGACUUCGGCCAGUACUCGGUUCGUGUUGUCAUCAACAGAAAUUCAUCUUUUGCCACCGAAACAGGAUAUGUUUAUGUGCGUGCGCCAGAUCCCCCGACUGUAGCAGAUCGGAUGUUGCACGUGAGGAUGCUGCCCAGCGCUGUGCGACGAGAGUCUGGAGACUGGCACGUGCAGCUCGCGUGUGGCAAUGUGACCUCACGGGGGUCCCUCAACGUUUCUGUGAAGUGGAGGACACCCUCAGGUCUCACCCUUGGCAGCAGCUUCACAGAAAAUGGCGAAGAGAUUUUAAAUGUCAGCCCUGCAGAAGAGGGCAACUAUUCCUGCUUCCUGGACAUUGAUGACUCCACAGCCAGGUGUGUGGACAUCAGUCCCGCCAUGCUGGUCAGUAACGAAGUGCACGUUGACACCUGUUCUGUCAAACCACCUUUGAGCAACUUAGUCCAGCGAGAAAAGCGGGAAAUGGAAUCCGUCUUCCAGUAUCUUGCGAGACAGCAUGACACAAUUCGCUUAGUCAACGGCAGCAGACCUUGGAACGGACGAGUUGAAGUGAAGUACAACGGCAGCUGGGCGGUGGUGUGUGACGACCUCUUCUCCGUCUGGUCAGCCACUGUCGUCUGCACGAUGCUAGGGGUCACAGGAGGUACACCCGAGGUGCGCAGCGAUUCCUUCUACGGUGAGGGCGAGUUGCCGAUCCUGUUGGACGAUGUGAUGUGCCGGGGCAAUGAAAGCAGCAUCUUUGACUGCUCCCACAGGCCGCUGGGUGUACACAAUUGUCAUCGCAGUGAAAUUGUUGGAGUCGACUGUUUGUCACAACUUACAUCGAGUUAAACGAAAACAAGUUUUCAAACAAGUGUCAUCGAUACAACUUCCAACCGUGUAUGCACUUUUUAAACCGCUUUAUCAUCUCUGACAAUCCUCUGCAAACCAAAAGAAUAAAAUUUUUUAAAGAGGUUUAAAAGUAAUUAAGCAUGGUAAAGAAAACAAAACAAACUGCGAAUGUGUUGUCUAUAUGCCAGUGCAUGCCCACUCCUCUCCCAACACACACACUAGACA